Messenger RNA from Cherax quadricarinatus, 1562 nucleotides. RefSeq names its product helix-loop-helix protein delilah-like. Gene Ontology annotation, cellular component: nucleus. Gene Ontology annotation, biological process: axon development; sensory organ development; positive regulation of transcription by RNA polymerase II. Gene Ontology annotation, molecular function: protein dimerization activity; DNA-binding transcription factor activity, RNA polymerase II-specific; E-box binding. NCBI's taxonomy places the organism in Eukaryota, Metazoa, Arthropoda, Malacostraca, Decapoda, Parastacidae. The record is from RefSeq and is a predicted model, not a curated record.
GGUGAACUGGAUACCAGUGAUACCCACACAGCCAAGGUGGUAACACGUACCCGCUGCUCCAUACACACGGUGUCAGUCCCUCCUUAUCGACUGUAACACUCAGUGGUAUCCCACUUCGCUCCUCCACACCUGGCGAGAUGAAGCUACACCGGUGCACACACACACAGAUCUCACACUGCUGAGCACAACAUGUGCACCUCCACACAAUGCUCUAGCCCAAAUAUGGAAGAUUAUUUACAUGUACGUCUCGUGACUGGGCCACAAUGGUGAGACUGUCAGCCUUGCUUGCUCACCCUGAGUCACAGUUACUGUACCAAGUAUAACAACAACAGUUCGUUGCAUCACUCUGAAUACUGUCUAUUUAGAAAACAAAUAUCGAUAUUAAAUAUAGUGAACGUAACUUCAAACUUGCAGGAAUUAUACGUAAUGUCUGCCGUACUGUACUUGCUUAAGAAAUAUACAGAAGACAAGAAAACAUUUAAAUGUGAUUUGUCUUAAAAUGAACAAACUAGUGAAGUAACUUCAAUGCAGGUGCAGUAGUGAUCCAGGUGGUGCAGUAGUGAUGCAGGUGGUGCAGUAGUGAUGCAGGUGGUGCAGUACUGAUCCAGGUGGUACAGUAGUGACCCAGGUGGUGUGUGCGAGUGUUGCGGUAGUGAUCACAGGUGGUGUGUGCGGUGCUGGGCGCCUGUAUCCACAAGAUGGAGAGACUUGAGGACCAUAGUCCCUCCACUGAUACCAACAACAAUAGCAGCACCGGUCACAGGAACAACGACUGCACUCUAGGCAGGAACUUUAACGGGGAGGAGAAGUACGCUCUACGACCCAGGACCAUCAUCAAACGUCUCCAGCAAGAACGUACUCGCCAGGAAGUCACAAAACGACCUGCGAAGUCCAAAUCCCGUCCAGCACCGUUAUCCAAGUACCGAAGAAAGACCGCGAACGCUCGGGAACGCCAUCGCAUGAGAGAAAUCAACAACGCCUUCGAAUCCUUGCGUAAGGUUCUUCCUGAAGCAGUGGAGGUUCACACCACCUCUGCCACCAUCACCAAGAUCAUGACACUCCGCCUGGCAGUAGAAUACAUCAGGGCGCUCUCUGAUGUUCUUGAUGACACCGACAGUGAUUAUACUUCCUUCGAAAACUCCUUACAUAGUUCCAUCCAGAACUCUCUCCAGAGCUGCUUUCAGCACUCCUUUACGCCAAGCCUUCAUCAGCACGUCCAACAGAAGGCAAUUCCAGCUUCGGGGAACACAAUGAGCUUUCAGUACGAACACACAACGACCUCAUACACACAGCAGGGAGCCCCUCAGCUGCCUCAACUAGUGGCCCAUUACACAAUCUCUGACCCCAUGUCAGUCUCCAGCUCUCCCUCUACUGUACGAGGCUCCGUCAGCAGCACCAGCGACCUUGAGGAGCUUUUAUCCGAUGACUCAGGAUUGCUGGAGGACAGUCUGGAUGUGUUCCAUGACAUACCCACUCUAACUGUUCCUGAUCCAUUCGAAAUCCUUUUGGGUACAGAAAAAGACACGCUAAUCUUUACAACCGAACUAUGUAAUUAAAAGCUU